AUGGCCCGCAAUGACAGGGUGGUCAGCCCGAUUUACAAGCCGGAUGAGGUGCGGGUUUACAAGUUAAUCGAGUGCAUUUCCUUCAUAUUCCUCAGCUUCUACGUCGGGUUGUAUGUGAAAUUGCUGUGUAGGAGAAAGUUUUGCCACGUGAAUUUACUGGUGCUACUAUGCGCGCAGCCAAUCGCCCAUCUGCUGUCGAUGUCAAUGCGUAUCAUCAAGCACGGAUGCGUCGAGUGGGUAGUCUCGACGAGCUUCCAAAUCGUGGUCGGCAUCUCGGUGGAGCGCAUCAUCGCCAUGACGUACAUCAACGAAUACGAGACCAAAUACAAGAAGCCCUUCCUCGCCUGGGCCAUCAUUCUAAUUUGCUUCACCUGGUCGUCCGGGUUACUGUACCUGUGGAAUUUGGAUAUUGUCACCAAUGGCAUGGCCUAUCCCCUACAGUACGCAUUUUUCGGAUCCGCCGCGUUGGGCUUCAUCGUGCUACGGAUCGUCAGCUGGUACGCCUAUAAGCGGGUGGCCGAUCAGCGGUACUCCAGCAUCGAAGAUCGAUAUCUAACCGCACAAAACCUGAAAGCCGCAAUCCUGCUGUGCUACCUGGCGCCGUACAAGUCGUUGUGCAACGUGCUGUCGCUGUUCGUCUACAACUGGAUCUUCGAGCAGCACACCCCCGAGUAUUUCCCCUACUACGGCGCCUUCUAUUUUAUGGGCAACCAUUUGCAGCAAAUGCAAGACAUGUGGCAAUCCGUCGUUCCCGCCAAGGAGCCGCCGAAGCCACGCAACGAGAAGCGCAAACGAUACGCUACCGUGGAGCCACAUAAGGAAGUA
Messenger RNA from Mesorhabditis spiculigera, 825 nucleotides. Lineage: Eukaryota; Metazoa; Nematoda; Chromadorea; Rhabditida; Rhabditidae. The record is from the annotation of a GenBank genome assembly.